This is a messenger RNA of Drosophila obscura, 2622 nucleotides long. RefSeq lists its product as uncharacterized. Gene Ontology annotation, molecular function: protein tyrosine/serine/threonine phosphatase activity. Lineage: Eukaryota; Metazoa; Arthropoda; Insecta; Diptera; Drosophilidae. Gene Ontology annotation, cellular component: cytosol. The record is from RefSeq and is a predicted model, not a curated record. Gene Ontology annotation, biological process: protein dephosphorylation. Bases 711 to 2084 code for a protein of 457 amino acids. The transcript is spliced from 7 exons.
UUUUGUUUGGCGCUCUCUAUCUUCCACCACACGACACUCACGCGGCGGCUGCAGCUCGUUUUUUAGUUCCUUUCCUUCCACUUUUCUCGCGCUGCGUUUCUUGCGGUUUGCCUUUCAUUGUUUCUCCUACUACUUACCUUACUCGCUUUGUGGCUGCUGUUGUUGCUGUUGCUCUUGCUGUUGUGGCCGUGGUUACUGCUGCUACCCGCCACCCGCCAUACGAUACACACGCUGCUGGCACGGCACCACGGCAAGGCAGAACAGAACACACAACAGUAAACGGCAGCCCUAACUGUCACAAAAUUCAGUUUUUGCGUUCACACUGAGAGAAAAGCGACUCGGAAACUCGUAAACUCGUAAACUCGUUAACUCGGAACGGAGCUAAAAACGAAUCAAAAUUUCUACGUUUGCGGCCGCUGCGGCGUCCUCGUCGUGAUAUAACAGUCUUCGAGGAGUUGCUUGGUUCCGCUCACCCUGUGCGACCCUCUCUCACCCUCCCACUCAUCCGGGAGUUUCUCUUUUUCGUCGUUGCUGUUGCAGCAGCAGCAGCAGCAGGAGUCGGACUCGAAGACAAAAUCCCCCAUGCUGCAGUUACAUUGACCCAACGCCGGACGAAGGAGUCAGCAGAGGAGCGCAACGAUAAUCACUUAGUUUUUGGCCAAUUCGUUUGACAAUUGAGGAAGUGAGCCGCAACUUUUAAAUGAAGAAACAUGGGGAAUGGCAUGAACAAGGUCUUGCCGGGACUGUACGUGGGAAACUACCGCGACUCCAAGGAUCACGCGCAGCUGGAGAGGUUCCAGAUAUCGCAUAUCGUCGCCAUACAUGACAGUCCCAGACGUCUCUUGCCGGACAAACACUACCUGUGCGUGAUGGCCUCGGACACGCCGGACCAGAACCUCUCCCAGUACUUCUCCGUCUGCAAUGAUUUCAUCCACGCCGCCCGGCUGCGGGAGGGCAACGUGCUCAUCCACUGCCUGGCGGGGAUGUCGCGCUCGGUGACCGUGGCCGUGGCCUACAUCAUGACGGCCACGCACCUCAACUGGAAGGAGGCGUUGAAGGUGGUGCGUGCGGGUCGCGCUGUGGCCAAUCCGAACACCGGCUUCCAGAACCAGCUGCUGGAGUUUGAGCAGUUCAAGCUGUCAGAGGAGCGGCGCCGGCUACGGGAACGAUUCCCGUCCGCGGCCCUGGAGCAGCUGGACCGCCUGAAGGUCGCGACGGCACUGAACAACUACAAGGAGCUGCUCCAGAACCGGGACAUCUGCGAGGGCAACUGUUCCCGCGGCGAGAAGUGCCCCACAGGCGUGUGCAACAUGGACCCCACCAAGGGACUGUUUCGGCGCCGUCCCUCGACGGCCUCGACCCACUCGCGUUUCCGUGCCCAAUCCUCCAACGCCAACAACGCCUCGUCCAGCACGCUCAGUGUAAGCGGCGGCGGUGGCGGCGGCGGUGGCGUCGCUGCCCAGUCCUGCCCCACAUCGCCCAAGCACUCGCCCCUGCCGCUGCCCCGCCGCUCGGUGGGCAACGAGCGCACCACCAUACCCGAGGACGAUAUUCCCCUCGACCAGCCGCCCACCACCUCCAGCGAGGCGGCCCAGUAUGCCGCUGCCAUCGAGGAGGCCCGCCGAGAGCAGGAGCAGCGCUCCCAGCUCCCUGGUAAGAGCCAGGGACUGGCCUCGGCGAGGCCAGGAAGCUCCACGAGCGGCGCUUUACGGGUGAACAGUGCAGGGAGUCGGAGGGAGUCCAAGGGCAGGGACGGCUCCGACGGCUCCAGCUCCCAGCUGCAGCGCAGUGCCAGCACCGUGAGCGGCUUUGGGGUGCGUCCGCGGAGCAGUCCAGCAGGUCUGCAUGCCUACACGGGUUCGGUUCCCUCCUUCAUCCACGGAUCACGCGUGGAUCUGCGGGACCCCGACAAGGGUUCCGCCAUUUAUCUGGGCUGCUCCGCACCGCGGGCCUCCACGCUGUCUAUAGCAUCGUCGCGCGGCUCGUCGGGUGGCUCGGCGCCUCCGUCGCCCUGCAACACACCUCCAGCCAGUCCACGUCACAUGGUUAAGAGAUCCACUAGCCUGGUGAAAAAGCCGAGAUGAAGGCCCGGCCAGAGGGGGGCAUUGUACGCAAAACACUGGAACUACUUAGUCUUUAAUCUGUAAUCCGUAAUCCGUAAUGCCUAGGCAACCGGCAUGGCAUCCCAUUGGUAAACGCGCGCGAGACCUGCAGCAUUAUUUGGAGAAGAUGGAGGAUUGCGUGGGAAUCGCUGGCUAAUCUUUGGCUUACUUCUUUUAGACGCCAAGGCUGUGUGGCAUCCUGCGUUGCCUGCUUUUGGCUGCUGGGCCUCGGCUUUGGGAGCAGCUUGAAUCAAAAUCAAAUGUGGAGAGUUUAUUUUUCAGAGACGCAUUUAAUAAGUACCGACAUAUACAUAUACACACACACAUAUUUACUGUAUAUAGCGUAUAUAGCGUACUCGUAUGUACAUACAUACAUAUAUUUAUACGAGCAGAUUUGUUGUCGGUCCCAGUCUGACCAGCAAGGACUAAGGACUGGCCGACCGACCACCCCCUAGGCCCAGGAUUAGGUUCAGGCCCAGCCCCUGGCAGCACGACGGGCAUUUGUUAGUUUUUUUUGUAC